This is a messenger RNA of Punctularia strigosozonata HHB-11173 SS5, 772 nucleotides long. RefSeq lists its product as uncharacterized. Bases 44 to 625 code for a protein of 193 amino acids. The record is from RefSeq and is a predicted model, not a curated record. The transcript is spliced from 2 exons. Lineage: Eukaryota; Fungi; Basidiomycota; Agaricomycetes; Corticiales; Punctulariaceae.
CGCCAGUGGAAACGUCCUGCCUCGCGCCCUCCUUAGUACCAUCAUGACCACCGAACUCUGGUUGACCUACGUGCAGACCUCGCGCGGGGACAAGCCGUGCACGGCGCAGCUCAUCGACCUCAACGCGAAGGCGCGCAAGAUGUGCGACCUCGAGGACCUGCUCGAGCACGUCUACGACGCCGGCUUCCUCGACCCCAAGUAUCGGCCCGUAAGCUGGUGGGAGCGCUUUGACGGAUCCAAGCUGAAGGGCAGCGCGACGCUGGAGGAGGUCGUCCACGAGGGCGUCGGUGUUUGCGAGACCACCGCUCUGCGACUCGUCAUCGCGGACGCGCCCCCGGCAGUCUGGCUCUCCUAUGUCUACCUUCACCACGGCCCGGGCCACCGCCACGCGACGCAGCGCAUCAAGCUGCACGAGCCGACGUGCGCGGGCAAGCUCGUCUUAAUCGCGCACCUCACGAACCACGUCUUCGCCAAGGGUUACCUGCCUUGCCAUCUCCGGUCCAAGGUGUACUGGAAGGGACCCUGCGGCCGUCCGAUCCACGAGCACGAGCGCAUCGAGGACGUCCUCGUCAAGGGCGAGGGGUGUAAGGAGGAGAGCGCGCUCCAGCUCAUCGUCGACUUUUGAUGGGCCUCCUUGCCCUUUGGAUGAGCGUGGUCAAGAUUGGGACUGGAAUUCCGCGGCAUUGAUAACUACGGCCUUCUCGGUCUUUCUCGCAUUCCCUUGCUUCCUAGUUCAAUUACUGUACCCUCGUCAUUAAUAGCUACCUAAUAA